AUGAGUAAUGGAGACCCUCAAAUAGACUUUUCCAGGAAGCCAAAGAAUGAUGGUGGGAGUACAACAAGUUAUAACGGUGGAGCUGGUGUUACCUUUACGGUCACAAAGGGUACUACCAGUGUACCGGGAUUCUUCAAGCAUGUUCAUAAACCUAAUAAAUCACAGGUUACUCUGAAUAGGACACUUGAAGAUAGAGAUGAGAUAAGAGGGGGCUUUAUGGGAUCAGGGAAAUUCAUAAAGGAUGUUAAGGAAGUUUCUGUCUACUACUGGAAUGGUAAUCUUAACGACCCAAUCCUACUUGGAAUAACUGCCAAGGGUACUAGCGCUGAUAUAGAGACAAAAUACUUUAGUAAAGGUAGUUCCUGGUUGAAUGGUCCAGUAGAAUAUCUGAAUGAACAACAGGCACUUGAUGAACAGAAUUGCUACAAUAAUAAUGCUGUAGUGUUCAAUAUAAGAGAUUCUCAUUCAGGUCAUAUUCUCAAAGAGUAUAAAGCUAAUUGCAUGAAUAAGACUAGAAAAAUAGAAUCUGAAACUUCUCCUAAUCCUCCAGGAAGUGAAUAUAUCGCUAAAGCACAUAUCAUUCGUGAUAAUGAUAGGGAUACAAGAAUAUCUAGAGUAACUUACAACGGUAAGCCCACUGAUAUUCUUCCUGUUAAUUUUCCGGUCGAUGUAAUAACACUCUACUCAUAUCCAGCUAGUGAAGAUGUACCUCUUAUGAUUGAGUUUAAACCAAAUGGUGUAGGGCAUUCCACUUUUUAUGCAAGUAGAGGUUCAAAUAAUUGGCAAAGGAUUGAUGAGGGAUCACAGAAAUUUUAUGAUGACGAACACUUGCGCAGUCAAACACCAAAAGAUGCUCUGUCCGGAAAACUCGAUGAGGUACUUUGCUCAUAUUACGACAAUAUUACUUUGGACAUAUCCCUAGAGAAUUCUGAGAAACAUGCCAAAUAUGAAACUAAGUAUUGUUGUAACAAACAUGAACAUAGUAACCAAGGAAGGGUCUCUGUAAGUGAAGUACAAGUUUCUUGUAAAGAGCCUAAGCACAACAAAGGUUCUCUUACAACUUAUAAACACUCUAUUAUCAAUGGAAAUCUUGGCGGUAUUAAGUUUUACGAAGAUGGCAACAUAAGACAAAGAAGGUGUGUUAAAUCUAAUGCAUUAAAAUUUCCAAUCUAUGUAAAUAGUCUCUUUGUAUUUUACUGUCAACAAAAACCUGCUCUUAUAUAUGUGGACGGAACAUAUCAAUCCAAGGGUUGGUAUAGGAAGAGCAGUAGAGGUUAUGAGUACAACUGGACAUUGAUUAAUACUGGGCUUAAAGAUAUAAUAGGAACUGACUUAGAAAAUGGACUUAGUUGUGAUAAGUGGCAAAAACUCCAGACAUAUCUAGAGGCAGUUGGUUGUAGUCCCUUUGGAGACCGCUCUGAUGGUUUAGGACGUUCAGAAAGUCUACAUCAGGACGUUAGACCGAUAGAAAAGUCUGACAAUGAGGGAGAAUUUCAACAAUAUUCUGGAGGAUCCAAUGAAGAAGAGGAAGUACUGCUUGAGAAGGACGAUUCACCAUCUAAUUCUCAGCCCGUAGCUUUACCUGUAACAACCUCUCCACCUAGCAUUAUCAUAAACAUAAAGAAGGAUACUAAUGGAGGGAAACUAGGACCUGAUACAUAUACUUCUGGAGUAUCUAAUCAAAAGGUCAAGUUGGUAAAGUCUGUAGACCCUCUUAGCUCCGGUUUCUUUAAGUUCACUCACAAGCCACCCAGUGGAGGAUCUUUUAUGGUUGACAAAGUAAUAUUCGGGGAAAUUUCUAGGGAUAUUACUACUGAUAUAGGAGUUAACUCUGACGAAGAGAUCGAUCAUCUUGCAGUAUGGUACUGGUUCGGGGACGGUGGCAUGAAGAAGCCUCUUUUAGCAGAGAUACUCAAGGAAGGAAAAUAUACCUAUAAAUCUGCUAAACCAGGUAAUAACUUAAGUUGGACUUCAUCUGGAGAUUCUCAAUCUGAACAACUCAAAGAUGAACUCCUUGAACAGAAACUGGAUGACCUCAAUUGCUACCAUAAUGGCGUUGUUGUAGUGGAUCUUACAGAGUCUCAUUCUAAGAAACAUAUCAGCAGUGGAACUUACUGUUGCGGUUACCAUAAUAAUGGAGAGAGUAAAGUCUCCGUUGAGUCAAAAAAGGUUUCUUGCUCGACACAUUUAAGCUCAACUCCUAUUCCCUAUUUCAAACAUGAUGUUAAUACUUCUGGUGAUGGAUUGAAGCUAGGAACUAUAAAAUAUUAUGCAGAUGGAGGUAAAAAAUCUAACAGCAAAAGAACUAGAAUAACUAUUACCAGACUGAACUUACCAACCUCUGAUGUACAAGCUGUAUAUGCAUUCCACUGCAAGGAUGGUAUUCCAGUUCUCAUAUAUCUUUCCUCGUCUUCAGACUCUUCAAAAAAAGGAUGGUACAAAAAAGGCACUUAUGUUGGUAAUGGCAAUGAGGAAUGGAUAACAACCUUCUCUGGACUCAAAGAUAAAAUACCUGACAAUUUCAAGAGCUGUAGUGAUGGCAACUUUAGUAAACUUGUAAAAACUUUAAGAGAACUUGGAUGUAACCCCUUGCAAGAAUGUACUCUUGAUCCAGAACAUCUUGGACAGAAUGGAGUUCAACGUGAGGAAGUUCCAGCUGCUGACUUAACUGACCAGGUUCCUGAUACAGAGUCUGAGACUAAGAUUCUCAUACAAGGCAUUCCAGUGGCUCAAAUGGCUGGAAACGUUUCUCCUGUAGUAGGUUAUACUUUUCCAGCACUAAGUGGUUCUAGAGGUACUGCUCUUUGCGGAGAAGAGGGUGGUUUUAAUAGACCCUUAUCUCUACAAGGUGCUACUCUUCCAGUACUUAUACAUGGUUCUAAUUUUCGGUAUACUAUGGAAGAAAACAAACUUCCUCCUCCUAUUAUUAUAGAUGAAACUAUUCAACCUGCUGAUGUUUAUGCUAGUAAAGCUGAAGAACUCCCUGAAGGAGGUGGACAAGAUACUGCUAAAUCUCUUGAUCAAAAUUCUCAAGAAAAUUCUGAAACUCCUGAUGGCUCACCUUACCAAGGUACUACUCGUAAUCAAGGUGGAGGCAAUACUGAUGAAUCUGAAACUGCUCCAUCUGGAGGUUCUGGUACUGUAGAACUAGGCUCAGGUACUGAUGAUAGCCAACUUGGUAGUAGAGAUACCGUUGGAGCUGAAUUUAAAGCUAAAAAAGUCAAAGAACCUGAACCAAAUGAACGAGUACAAAAUACUCUUCAACAUAAAGCUGGUAGAGCUAAAGAACAAGGUAUUACUAAUACUAAACCAUUGCCUGGUCAGGGAACUUCUGCUACUCCUCCUACUCCUAGACUUCCUGGACCCAGAGAGCCUGGUCAAAAUGGUGCUGGUGAUAGUGAAGAUACUUCUCCUGAAGGUACUACUCUUUCUCCUUCUGCUCUUCAAUCUGCUUCUGCUCCUGAUGCUCAUUCUCCUGAUCCUUUAUCUCCUGAAGAAUCUAAUGCUGCUCAAGAAGCUCCUCAACCUCCUAGUGCUCCCCUUCCUCCACCUCUUGCUGGUUCUGAAGGUGCUACUGGUGCUAAAGGUGAAGCUCUUGCUCGAUCAGUCUCAGCCUCAGGUCGUGGUAAAGAUUCUCAAACUAACUCUUCUACUAAUGAUUGGAAAGUAAUUUUCGGGGGCUCUGCUUCUGCCACUGUAGUUUCUGGCUCUCUUACUGGAUUUGGCUGGUGGUUGUAUAAACGUUCUAAAGGAGACCCUUGGGUCAGACAGAUUUGA
Messenger RNA from Theileria equi strain WA, 3777 nucleotides. RefSeq lists its product as hypothetical. NCBI's taxonomy places the organism in Eukaryota, Apicomplexa, Aconoidasida, Piroplasmida, Theileriidae. Bases 1 to 3777 code for a protein of 1258 amino acids. The record is from RefSeq and is a predicted model, not a curated record. The transcript has a single exon.